Messenger RNA from Nothobranchius furzeri (turquoise killifish), 1554 nucleotides. RefSeq names its product ubiquitin thioesterase OTUB2. Gene Ontology annotation, cellular component: nucleus. Gene Ontology annotation, molecular function: cysteine-type deubiquitinase activity; ubiquitin binding. The record is from RefSeq and is a predicted model, not a curated record. Gene Ontology annotation, biological process: protein K48-linked deubiquitination. NCBI's taxonomy places the organism in Eukaryota, Metazoa, Chordata, Actinopteri, Cyprinodontiformes, Nothobranchiidae.
CCCUGUAUUCUGAAAGUGGAACCAACUUCUUGUUUGGACAUGUUUCGACUCGUGACGCACAAAGUCACGCACACUGUUACAAAACUGUAGUUGCAUUAUUUUCUUCCUUUUUUCCCCUGGUUGUUGAAAUAUGAAGAAAACAAAUGGAGGUCGGCAGCCUUGUUUCAUGCAGAGAGGACAUUUCUGCGCUGUUCCCUGCGGAAACAACUCCAAGUGCAAAGACUUAAGCAGCCAGUUUUGCGCUGUUAGGAAAGUGAGCGGAGAUGGGAACUGCUUUUACAGAGCCGCCUGCUUCGCACACCUGGAGUCAGCCUUACACCACCCUAGAGCUCUGCAGAGCUUUAAGGACAAGAUCAUCCAGAGUGGAAGAGUUUUGACGUCUGCGGGAUUUGAUGAGAGUUCCUUCAGCCACCACCAGAAUACACUGGUCCGUGUUGUAGAGCAAUGUCUGGCUGAUGAGCAGGAAGACACUUUACUCAGACUCUUCAACGAGAAGCUGAUCUCUGAUGGAGUGAUCCAGUUUCUCAGGCUGCUCACGUCGGCUCACCUCCAGAACCACGCUGACUUCUUCUGUAAUUUUGUCGAGGCGCCAGAUCUCAAAGUCUACUGCUGUCAGGAAGUGGAGACGAUGGCCAUGGAGUGUGAUCAUGUGGACAUCCUGGCUUUGGUGCAGGCCCUGGAUGUUGGAGUCCACAUCGUUUCCAUGGAGGGUGAUAAAGAACAACUAGCUCACCACAUCAUUCCAGAAGGUGUUGAACCAUCUGUGCACCUCCUCUACCAAACAUCUCACUAUAACAUCAUCUACCAGCGAAUUCACCGGAACCCAGAUCAGCUCAGGAACACAGACUCUCUUUGAUUGACGAAGAUCUUUAUAAAAAUCUGUCUACAUCAUGAAUUAAAGUCACUUUUACAUAAAGUCAUCCACCUGUCUGAUUCGCUGGACAUUUUCAUCACCAUCACUGCUGCUGCUCCACUUUCUUUAGUUUUUUCUGAUUUGUUUGAAGCUUUUUCUUCAGCUCAUCUUUCUUCUUCUGCACCGCAACCCUGGCCAGGGCACUUUCCAUCGUUGCGCCGGGCGUGUGAGGCAGCGGGAGCUUUCCCAUUUUCGUCGGGUACUUCGUUUUCAUCGCACCCUUGAAAACAGGCUGCGAGAUCAAACGCCUCAAUUGCUUUUUCAUCUCUCUCACCAUCUUCUGCUGCUCUCUGUCCUCUUGCUCUUCUUUAGCGCCACCUAUGGACCAAAUGCAUUAUUGGUCACCUGUUUUAAAUGUGUUUUAAAUAACUGGGUUGAUGUUGGUCUUACCCAGUAAAAGAUCAUCAUCCAGGUCCACCUCCAGGGCUGCUGCAGCUCGUCUGAACCAGGAGUUAUGCUGCUUCUCUCUGCCGUUGUAGUACUCGAUCUUCUCUAUGCUCCUGGCAACGUUUACUCGUUCCUGUGAGAUCACAUCAGUAAAUCAUUCAAUCUAAACUCUUUAAUGUCUUAGAAACAUGUUUGCUGACACGACUGUAACUAUAAAUAUUCCUGGUUUAAUAAAAAGAUAAGUUUGAGAUUGA